CCGUGUAAGGAGCACCAUUUUAGAAGAUAAGGCAUUUUCCUUGGUACUGCCGCACUUUAUUGCACCGUUUGUUUGCUUUUUAUGUUAAGACUUACAUGGCCAGUGGCAUGUAAAUCUCAUAAUUCACUAAUGUGCCAGUCUCACAAAUGGAAAGCGGGCUUCACUUUGGAAACGUGAGCAUUUCCCUGGUGCUCCUGCUGCUGCUCAAAGUGCUGCUCGGACUCGGGACUUCGCACAGUCAAAGCUUCGUUGUCGGGGGGGAGCAGCGGUCCGCCGCUCGGGGUUCGCGGUCGUCCUGGGAGGGCGAUGGAGUGAUGGAGCGCGGUUUGGAGAACGUCGGCGCCCCGGUCAGCGGAGCGGAUGUCACCGUGGAGGACGACGACAACGGGCCGGCGGGGGAGAACGAGGAGCCGGAUGGAGUACACGACGGGAGCGUGCGAACAACACGGUCUCUUGUGAUCAUCAGUACCCUAGAUGGACGGAUUUCUGCUCUGGAUCCUCACAACCAGGGUAGGAAGCAGUGGGACCUUGAUGUUGACUCCGGGUGCCUGUUGUCCUCCAGUCUCAGCAAACCUGAGGUGUUUGGCAAUAAUAUGGUCAUCCCAUCUUUGGAUGGUGCAUUAUUCCAGUGGAACCGGGACAGAGAGACUAUGGAAGCGGUGCCUUUCACUGUUGAGUCCCUGUUGGAGUCAUCCUACCGUAUGGGGGAGGACACUGUCCUGGUUGGUGGCAAAUCUGUGACAACCUAUGGGUUAGGAGCCUUUAGUGGCAAGAUACGUUACGUCUGCUCUACGGUGGGCUGCAGCCGCCUGGGGGAGGAAGAGUUGAACAAAGAAGAUGUGCUCCUGCUGCAUCGGACUCAGAAGACUGUACGAGCCAUCAGGCCACGAUCAGGGCUGGAGAAGUGGAACUUCAGUGUUGGAAAUUUUGAGCUGAAGCUUCUUCCAGACUUUCAGUCUGGCAUGAACUUGCUGGAGGGAGACUUGGUGAAUGGUAACACCUGGAGGGAGAGUCAGCGGGUUAUCACAGAUGAGCCAAAUGAGACAGAGCAAACAGUGAACCAGCAAAGCAAGAAUCCGGACCUCAUUAUCAAGGUGUCUGUUCCUGACUGGAAGGUCAUGGCCUUCAGCGCGGAACCUGAAGGACACCUUGUGUGGGAACAUGAGUUCUGCACGCCCAUUGCCUCAGCCUGGCUGGUGGGUGGAGGUAAAGUCACACCAAUCAGCCUGUUUGAUGACACUACCUACAGCAGCCAGUCAGAAAGUGAUGAGGAGGAUAAAGAUGCCCAGGGCAAGGCCAGAGAAGCCACCCAGUCCAGUGUUUAUCUCGGGAUGUUUCAAGGACAGCUCUACCUGCAGUCGUCGGUACGGAUUGCUGAAAAGUUCCCCUCUAAAGCCAUUGGAUCUGAAAAGGAUAUAAUUUCACUUCCAGUCGUCAAAUGGAGGCCUUUAAUACACUCACCUUCUCGAACUCCUGCAUUGGUCGGCUCUGAUGAAUUAGAUAAAUGUCUAAACAAUGAUAAGUUCUCCCAUGAUGAAUACAGCAAUGGGGCCCUAUCUGUUCUUCAGUAUCCAUAUGACAAUGGCUACUACUUCCCCUACAGCAAGCAUUACAGGGAGAAACGUAAUACCGCCGUUAGCCUAAUAAAGAGAAAUGAUGCUGAACUUCAUACUCCGAGAAGAAAGGACCCUGUGCUGCUGCUACCGUGGUGGAAGGAGAUCCUUGGGACCAUCGUCUUCUGCAUCGCUGCCACCACCUACAUAGUCCGCAAGUUCUUCCACCCUUCUGCACCUGCAGCCUAUGUUCGGCAACGAAAAGAAUCUGAGACACAAUGUCAGACAGACAGCAAGUUUGACCUUGAAGUUGUUGAAUGUAAAGAGCCAGUUGCCAUGGAGACUCGUCCCAGUGAAUAUGUUUCCAGGUAUCUCACCGACUUUGAGCCCGUGCAGUGUCUUGGCCGUGGGGGUUUUGGCGUUGUGUUUGAAGCCCGCAACAAAGUGGAUGACUGCAACUAUGCCAUCAAACGAAUUCGGCUGCCCAACAGGGAGCUUGCCCGUGAGAAGGUGAUGCGAGAGGUCAAAGCGCUGGCCAAACUAGAGCACCCGGGAAUUAUCCGCUACUUCAAUGCCUGGCAGGAGAGUCCACCCAUCGGCUGGCAGGAGGAGAUGGACCAGAGGUGGCUGAAAGACACCAGUACAACCGAUUGGCCAAUGAGCUUCAUCGACAACAUGGAGGCGCUUUCUGUUAAAGUACCAGUGUCCAGCUCAGUCUCACCUGUUCGUGGACCUGAAAGAGAUGGUCUGGAGGUUUUUGGGGGUGAUCAAGCACUGCUGUCCAGCAGCACCAGUGGGGCUGGAGGUUUUGGUGUUGACAUCAGAAAUCUGUCCUUCCACCCUCUGCUGGGCCAUGACAGCUUAAUGUCGGAGAGAGACAGCCAGGCUGACCCCGAGGCCUCGGACACCCCGCACUCCUUUGAACUGUGCUCCCCUCGUGGCCCCAAUGACUGUACUUCUUCCUCGUUUGACAUUGUGUUUGAAGACUCUGGCUGUGACCGUGAUGCAGAGGCUGACACAGACUCUAGUGCAGCCAGUCCAGGCACACUGACACACAGGAACAGCUCAUCUUCAUCACACACCAAACAGCAGGAAAUGGUGCCACCCAAUUCCUCCUCUACUCCAAGACCAACAUCACUUACACUGGCUAUCCCUAAAACUCCAGCCCUGCGAGCCCAGCCCUCUCCCAAGGUGUACUUGUACAUCCAAAUGCAGCUUUGUCGGAAGGAGAACCUGAAGGACUGGAUGGCUCAGCGCUGCCUCCCAGAGGAGAGGGAACACAACCAGUGUCUGGACAUCUUUCUCCAAAUUGCAGAAGCAGUCGACUUCCUGCACAGCAAGGGUCUCAUGCACAGGGACCUCAAGCCAUCGAACAUCUUUUUCACCUUGGAUGAUGUGGUGAAGGUGGGAGACUUUGGCCUGGUGACGGCCAUGGACCAGGAGGAGGAUGAAGAUGAGCCAAGUGCUCUGACACCAGCACCACUCCUUACCCGGCACACGGGUCAAGUCGGCACAAAACUGUACAUGAGCCCAGAACAGCUCUCUGGAAACUCAUAUUCUCACAAAGUGGAUAUUUACUCUCUGGGUCUGAUCCUGUUUGAGUUGCUCUAUCCCUUCAGGACUCAGAUGGAGAGAGUGAGGACGCUCACAGAGGUGAGAGAUCUCAGCUUCCCAGAGGUUUUCGCCAAAAACAAUGUGCAAAUGCUCAGUAUGGUUCGUAGCAUGCUGUCAUGGAGCCCCACUGAACGACCAGAGGCGGCAGAGAUCACAGGGACACCCCUAUUCCAGGAACUGGAGCUGCCUUGCCGAUUGGCUGUAAGGCAGCGUUCCCGGACCUAUAGCUCUUCUUCUAUGGGCCGACCCUCACGCCAAACAUCUGCAACUUGAAAUCCCGUGACUCAAUGUGUCACACCCCAACCCAACCCCUCGGCCCCACCCUACCUUGAACCUGUUACCCUAUCAUUCCCUGCUUCUCCAUGCAUUCACACAUGGCCUCAGUCAGACUCACUUUAACGUCCCAAGAUCUUCAGUGUCGUGUACCACAAAUGUACUGGGACUUGUGCUGGUGGCAUUAGAACAGCGACUUGAAGUCUUGCACACUUACUUGUCAAGUUCACGUUGUUUCAUCUUCGUGCAUCAUUGUGCUCUCCGAAUCCUCCAUUUUAAUCGCACAAGUGACAAUGUUUUAAAAGCAACAGUCAAUCUAUAAUGUUCUGGGCCAGACUUGAAUCUAUAGUUGUAUAAUAAUUCAAAUAAUUGUUGGCUGGCAGAAUUUACUGCAACAAGUGAGCUCCCUGUACAGUAAGGUUGUAGCUAGAUACCAUUACUCAUAAUUGACUUUGAAUUGUCUGCCUGUGCGUGUAGAAAAUCUUUGGUGCCCUCUUCAGUCUGACGCAGCAGCUGGUACUCAAAGAUGAUUAGUAACUGACUGAAGGGCAAAGAAGUAUUUCAAAAGAUUUUAAUCGUGAUCUGCUCACGGCACAGACCAUUUACGCCCAUCAUUCAGCCAGUGUUCACUCACUCUACACCUCGGGUAUCAGAACCACAGGGACGACCCAAAAGGGCCUUUGGUACUUGAUCAAAAACGGGUGUUUUAGCACUCACUUUUGCUGAUUUUGGGAGACCAAAAAGACCAUCUUUUUCCCACUGAUGUGUUUUGUAAUUGAGAGGUUAUGUACUGCAGAGAGAAGAGUUGGUGACUCCAGGUCAUAAGACAUGGUUUGCCUUUAGAAGGGGGCUGCAGUCCUCUCUGAAUGAAUGCUGAACCUCCGGCUCUUAUCCUCUUUGCAUGUCUUAGAUUUGUCUAAAAUCCAGUUUUCCAAUGUGUACAUUUACACAGCGACUCUGAAGUGCUCAGUAACUUUCACCACCUCUUUUUUUAUUUUUUCUUUAUGUAAAUAACUGAAGUGGAAACCUCUGUUUAUAUCUGUUCUUUGGAAAUGUGGCAAAUGGAUUCCGAUAAAUAGUGUACAUAUUGUAACGCGCCUUUGCUUUGUAAAUGGCUUCUUCACGAGGACUGAAUGGUAGUAUGAUUAAUAUUAUGGGAGGAGGAACAAAGAGACCGUUGCCGCCAUUAACGGACAGCUGAAUGUUGCAGUGUGGCCGCCAGUGAUGGCGGUCACCUCUUAACACUACAGACUUUAUAUGUUGGAAAUUCUUCUCAGUGUUUGCUUUCAUAUGUUAGUUGUGCCGCGUGGGAGAGCGUUUGUCAUGCUUUAAGCACCAGAUGAGAGCAUCUUUUGACAGUUAAAUUUCUGUAACUACAAUGUUGCCUCAAAGCAAGAAGGUCCCGGUGUCACUUCCCGCCUGUUCCUUCUGUGUAGAAUUUGCAUGUUCUCCCCGUGUCUGUGUGGGUUUCCUCGGGGCAUUUUGGUUUCCUCCUGCAAUCCAAAAAUGUGGUCUUACCAAAAGAAAAAAAAAAGCUUUCUGUAACUGACUUUCCUCUGAUAUUUUCUAAGCCCCCCAGCUGGUGUUCUCAAUGAUGCACAACAACAUAAAGGAUUAUUUUUCAGAUGAAGUGUUCCCGCAUUGCAGGAAAUAAAGCAUUUAGUUAAGAGGGCGGUAUUGUUUUGACCCCUCUACAUUUUGUGGAUGGACGGGGACCUGAUGUUGGUCAUGUGAUAAGCACCAUGUGGUUCUCGGGCUUUACACAUCUUGGGAGAAUCACAUGACCUGUUUCUAACGACACACAAACUGCUAAUUGUAAUGUGUUUUCAAUGAUUGUACUUUUCUAUUAUUUUUUUAAUGAAAGCAUUUUUGGAUUAUUCUCCAGGGGUAUUUUUUGUUAUUAUGACUGUGAAGUCUUAGCUGUUUCAUUGAGAAUGUCAACCUGAUGUUUGUUAAUCCAUCUGCUCAGCCAACUGAGGAUGAAUCAGUGAAAAAUAAGCAGUUUUCUCUUCAGUUAAUUAAAUGACAGCACCCACAGCAGGAUAAAGAUAGAAACUGAAUUUUUUGUUUCUCAAUGAAAUAUUAAUUUAACAGGUGAAUGUGGCAACUCGUGCAACAAAAUUAGACUGACUAUGCUUUGUGAAGGAUAUUAUGUACUGUACCUCAAAUCUUUUAUAAAGAGUACUUUUUUUAAGUCACGAGCUUUCAUAUUUUUGUAGGGAUUUCAACUUUUUAGGUGCAAAUCUUAACCAUUAAACUGACGGGAGUUGUAAUUAUUUUUUCCGCUUUUGUAGAUAGAAUUCCACAGUGAAGUGUAACCUACACAGCGUGUAGAUGAUUUUCAGCAAGAAAGAAGGAACUUGUCAAACACCUCAGAGCAGAUGGUAAAUAGCUUGACAUUUUUGUAAGCAUUAAGACAUAAAAUAGCAUUAUGUAAAAUAGGCCAUGCUUUGAUGCAGCUGUAGAGAUUUUCUGCUUUUACACUUAAGAAAUUGUAAUUAAGUUGUGCUAAUCUUCCUUCUGACCUCACUGCCAAACAAAUUUCCUGAAAAUGGUUUGAUUGAAAAUUCAGACUCCUGUCCAGUGUCUGAAGCCUCUUCCUGUACUUGUGUGUCCUCAUGCACAAAUUCUGUCCAAGUUGAAUUGUAAAUAUGUGUAUUUGCUUUAUUUAUGGUUGAUGCCGUGAUCAAUCCAUUUUGGGUUGGUGUUAUUAUGAAUGCGCUUCAUAUGAUGGAGAGCAUUGGAAUAUCAUGACUUCUUACAAGUCUAAAUUUAAUAAACUGUUCUAUAGCCUUU
Molecule: messenger RNA, 6236 nt
Organism: Thalassophryne amazonica
Lineage: Eukaryota; Metazoa; Chordata; Actinopteri; Batrachoidiformes; Batrachoididae
Gene: eif2ak3
Product: eukaryotic translation initiation factor 2-alpha kinase 3
Exons: 18
Coding region: 147-3440 (1097 amino acids)
Biological process (GO): protein phosphorylation
Molecular function (GO): protein kinase activity; ATP binding; protein binding
Source: RefSeq, a predicted model, not a curated record